Vicia villosa (hairy vetch) is the source of this 3069-nucleotide messenger RNA. Its product is annotated as flocculation protein FLO11-like. The transcript has 13 exons. The record is from RefSeq and is a predicted model, not a curated record. Lineage: Eukaryota; Viridiplantae; Streptophyta; Magnoliopsida; Fabales; Fabaceae. The coding region runs from base 1 to 3069 and encodes 1022 amino acids.
AUGGAUUAUGUUGCUUCCGGGAAUCUCUGGAAGGCCUUUAGAAAAGAAAUUCAAUCUGACCUUUUGAAGCUUCAAGAAGCUUGUUUGGCUGAUGCUCCUGGUCCCUCUGGAUUCCUUCGGGACUUUGAAGAAAGCUACUUCUACCCCAUCAACAACUGGAAAUCUCUUGAAGAGAAGGAGGAGAGUCCCUCUGUUAAAGUACCAAAUAUGGUAUAUCCAGAAGUUGAAUACCCACCAAAACUAGUUGCUCCAACACCUCCAGAGAUCUUGGCUGAAAUACUUCUUGCUCUUGAAAAUCCAGAUGCUGAAAUCCCUGCUCCUGUUUAUCAUGAAGAUGUUCUUGUGACUGAAGCUGAUGUAAAGGUAGUUCAGAAUGUAGCUGCUGCUACUGCUCAAGAAGUUGUUUUAGAAGAAGUCAUUGCUAAAGUUGUUCAGGCUGUUUCAAUUGAAUUUGAGAAGAAUAAGAAGGAAAAGAAAAUAAGAAAAAGGAAGUUGAUUAUUAAUGACUCCGAUGAAGAAGAGGCUGUUCAAGAAGCUGUGAAUCAGCAGGAAGAAAUCUUGCAAAGACCAACAACUCAAGCAGUUGAAGGUCAGAAUGCUGUUGUAAAUAAGAAGGAAGCUCUGGAAUCUGCCAGAAGGAGAGAAAUCUCUCGUGUUUCGACUACAGCUGUUGCUCAUAGGAGGAAGAUCAAAGAGACUCCUGCCCAAAAGAAUCCUGGGACAUCCCAAAGCGACAAACCCAGUGAAAGUGGCUCUCUCAAUCCUGAUAAAAAGCCUACGAGUUCGAAGCCCCCAACUGGUCCGAAACGGAAAGUUUCUUCGUCCGCUGCUUCAGAUGAUGAGGAUAAAUCUCCUCCUUGCACUAGACAAGGACUUAGGAAAAGACAAAAAUCUGCUACUCCUUCGAAAAAGGGAAAGGGAGCAAGUCCCUCCAAAACUGCUUCUCCUACUGAUAAAGCGUCCUCUGAAGAUUCCCCUUUGAAAACAACUAGCAACAUACUUGUUGUCGAAAGUCACAAUUCAAGUCCAGAUAAUAUCCAAACCAAGGUCUUUCAGGAUGAUGCUGGCACUGCUACUUCAGGUUUCAAAGAUCCUGGUCUUACCAUUGAUGUUCCCAAACUCUAUGAUACUUCUCGAGACAAAGCUCCUGCUCUUUCACCCGUGGUCGAAGAUGCUCAGCCCAUCAACACUAUGCUGCCCGAUGAACCCGUUGAAGAAAGUCAUUCUACUGAUGAGUCUCCAGCUACUCAUCAAGACAAAAGUUUGGAAGGCGAAGAUCACGCCCUCUCAGGUAGUGACAAUGUGAAUCUGCAUCCUCAUCAUAGUGACGACACUGUGUCUGAAUCAGAUGCUAUGGAGGAAACUUCCAAACUAGAAAAGCAAAACUUUCAAGAAGCUUCGACUCUUGACACAAAAGCUGAUCCUGGGACCACUUCAAUGCCUGCCCCUACGCCUUCGGAGCUAGAACAAUUAAAGCAUGCUGAUCCUCUUAGUUUCUUGAAGAUUAUCAUGAAUGUGGAUACUUCUUCGUCUCCAAGUCCUGACGCUAUUCCAGUUGCGACUGUGGGGUCUGGCAACCAAGAAGACACUUCUAGCCUGCUUCGACAAAUCAAAGAGCGGUUCUUCGAUGUCAAUCUUGUGGAUCUCCUCAUUCGGGAUCCUCUUAAGAGUCAUGGUUUAAAUCAACUUUUGAAAAAAGUAGAUUUACUUCAAGUCUCCACAACAGUCUCAGACGUACUUGUUCUGUUAGGCUCUCUGGUUGAGCAACUUCAAGCUGAUAUCCUUCGAAAACGAAGUAUCGAAAGAGAGUUAUCUGAAGCAAUGGCCUCCCGUGAUUCUUCAUGGAAUUCUGCAGUAGAUGCAACCCAACGAGUUUCGACUACAGCUGUUGCUCAUAGGAGGAAGAUCAAAGAGACUCCUGCCCAAAAGAAUCCUGGGACAUCCCAAAGCGACAAACCCAGUGAAAGUGGCUCUCUCAAUCCUGAUAAAAAGCCUACGAGUUCGAAGCCCCCAACUGGUCCGAAACGGAAAGUUUCUUCGUCCGCUGCUUCAGAUGAUGAGGAUAAAUCUCCUCCUUGCACUAGACAAGGACUUAGGAAAAGACAAAAAUCUGCUACUCCUUCGAAAAAGGGAAAGGGAGCAAGUCCCUCCAAAACUGCUUCUCCUACUGAUAAAGCGUCCUCUGAAGAUUCCCCUUUGAAAACAACUAGCAACAUACUUGUUGUCGAAAGUCACAAUUCAAGUCCAGAUAAUAUCCAAACCAAGGUCUUUCAGGAUGAUGCUGGCACUGCUACUUCAGGUUUCAAAGAUCCUGGUCUUACCAUUGAUGUUCCCAAACUCUAUGAUACUUCUCGAGACAAAGCUCCUGCUCUUUCACCCGUGGUCGAAGAUGCUCAGCCCAUCAACACUAUGCUGCCCGAUGAACCCGUUGAAGAAAGUCAUUCUACUGAUGAGUCUCCAGCUACUCAUCAAGACAAAAGUUUGGAAGGCGAAGAUCACGCCCUCUCAGGUAGUGACAAUGUGAAUCUGCAUCCUCAUCAUAGUGACGACACUGUGUCUGAAUCAGAUGCUAUGGAGGAAACUUCCAAACUAGAAAAGCAAAACUUUCAAGAAGCUUCGACUCUUGACACAAAAGCUGAUCCUGGGACCACUUCAAUGCCUGCCCCUACGCCUUCGGAGCUAGAACAAUUAAAGCAUGCUGAUCCUCUUAGGACUAAUCCAGUUUCAAUAUCGACUACUGCGCCUUCAUCUUCGAACGCUAGCGAAAUGCAAUUCGCCUCGACAAAUGCUGGAAGUCAGUUAUUUACCCCAGGGUCAUCCGCGUUCGAAUGGAGAACAAACAAUCCAUAUGGCAUGCCAAAUCCAUACAUGACAGGUACACGGGGGGCAGGACCCACAUAUAAUACAAACACCACAACAUUUUUGCCAAAUGUUGGUUCAGUAGGACGAAGUGCACAAACCACUGGCUUCUCCGCCCAAAUCCCCAAUUUUACGACAAGCAAUCAAGCAGCAUUCCGACAAGAGAUGGACGCAAGUAAUCACGAUAUGUUAGGAACCCUGGCCCAAUAA